Messenger RNA from Porites lobata, 12446 nucleotides. NCBI's taxonomy places the organism in Eukaryota, Metazoa, Cnidaria, Anthozoa, Scleractinia, Poritidae. The record is from the annotation of a GenBank genome assembly.
GAUCGAGGCACGAUACUGACUGCUGUACAGCUCUGUACGCACGUUGAGUGUAGAGAGAGAUAUAUGCUAAACAAUAAUGUCUUGUUUUGAAGUUAAAUCAGCACUAAAACAAAGCUAACUCAUGCGAAAUCAGGUAAGUUUAAAAUCUCGUUUUUUAACUGAAAUUCUGGGAUUAUAUUUUCCUUAAAACUGAGCCCAUAUUUACUUUAUUCCGCACCAGAAGGUUUCCUCGUGUUAAUUGAUGGAUACAAUUUUUUAAAUUUCACUGCACGAGAGAUGCACUAAGAGUCCAGUUUUGCAUUCUGUGGUUCUUUCCUCGAAUUAAGCUGUUUUUUUGGUUUGCCAGGUUAAAUCGCCACUGAUUACGUCUAUACCUUUUUCAAACCCCAGCUGACUCAACAUUUCUGACCCAUUCAAACGGUGAUAUCCGUACGUGGUAAAAUCAAUAAAUGGCUUCUUAAUAUGAUCUAACCGCUUGAAUACGUUGAAUUCGCUCAUUUUCAAUAUUCAGUAGUUAAAGUUUGGUUCCUCCCGGCCCUAACGCCGAAUAAAGUAAACUGAACGAAGAAACUGAGUUUCCCAAAUUUUAGCUGCAGUGACAAGACCAAAUAAGAAAACGGCGCGGCUAUUCAAGGUAUCAUAUCCGCGACUCUCCGCAUUCUGUAUUCGCGGUUAAUUUAAUUCCUUUAUUUCCCGCCGUAAACGCGCGUGAUUCCAGAUAAAACUGUCUUUAGUUAGUUUCCCCUUAAAGAAAUUUUAAAAUCGUCUUUAUCCGUCAUAAUGUCCAGUUUUCGCUUGAAAAACUAGGCCGUCUAUUGGACUUGACGUACAAAUAAUGGAUGUUAAAGCAAGCGUUUCACUAUAAACGGUUCUAAAAAAUAGGAAAAUAAAUGUUCUUGCAAUGCUCACUGCUGUAUUUCGUAGGUAUCUUGGGUACAUUUGAUGUUAUUAUGUGAAGAACGGAGCAUUACUUUUAAUACUCAGAAACGGCUUCUUUUAAAUCACUUAAUUGAAGCUUAAAAGAUAUAGACGAAAUACGUGUCCAGUCUUAUUCAAUGUUGUAGCUGCAAGCAACGGAGAUUUCCAAGAAAUGAGAUGCAAAAUGUUUAAAAAAGUCUUUGCGACGACUGGUAAUAUUUGCUUGAACUUCUACGAGCAGCUGUAUUUCUGUUUUUUUAGUAGCUGACGAUUGUUUAUCUGCCCACGAUAAUGGUUCGCCCUAAAUUUCCAUGGACAUUUUACAUUGCACUUAUCUCGGUUAUGUUUUUCACCUAUACUCGCAAACUUGCCGUGCGUGUUUUUAUUCGCUGAAAGUGAAAAACAACUAUCAACUUUAUUGACCGGCGAUAAACUACCCGCCCCCAAGUCGGCAUUGGUUUUUGAAUGUUGAUAAACCUUAUGUUGUUUUGGCUCCACGGCUGAGAAAAGUGACAUAUUCAUUUUUUAUGCUAUUUUUAUGCUUUCAAUGAGCACAUGCUAUAGUGCCUUGUACUUGGAGAUUCAUCAAUAUGUCAACUGAUAUAACAUGCACUCAGAAACUGUGACAAAACGUGUUAUUCCAUUGUUUGACGCUUUUGCCUUUGUUUUUGGCUCUGACGUGGGAUCAUUCGCUAGUAAAAGAGGAUAAGUGGAACGUAGACCAAACUAAACAAAAAAGAUAUGCUAAUUGAUCAUUCCAUAUAGCGAUCGUUUUGUCUUUAUAUGCAUUAAUUGCACAAAAUAGACUUAUCAGCAGUUGUUGUAUUAUUCAACGCGGGUUUCCCACUUCCCUCUACCAUUUCCUCAUUAUUUCUAGAAAAAAAAACCUUGACAAAAACAUUUAUCACGCAUGUUCAGUGUGAUUGUAAACAAGCCGAACAAGAAUAACUUAAUUACGAUUGCUCCAAAAUCGCAUCAUUGAAGGCACUAAUUAAAACUCUUAAACCUGUGAUUAUAUGUGGAAAAGAAACUGUGAAGCAUUUCAACGAAAUGAAAUAAUAAUCUAGGCAUUUCAGCAGGAGAAGUGUCUUAAUGAAAAGGGCCCGCACUGUUACGCUCUUAAGAUGAUUAUUCAGACCACUUAGAAAUCUAACACGCCAACACGCGGCAUACGUUGUUUGGGCUUAAGAUCGAUGGAUUGAUUCAUAUUCAAAGUCAUUAUUUACAAACGACUGAGUCUAUAAAGACGGCGCCGCGCUCUUAACACGCGGAAUUUCGUAGUUGGAAUGAUCUUCAUCACAGUUCAUGACGGCAUUCACUAGAACAAGGCAGCUCCAUUCAGUCACACUGAUAACGUCCAUGUUUUGGUUCAUGCAUUCAUACUACCGCAGCUUACAUGUUUACAUUCUGAUAGCCUGUUAUAGGCAUCUAGAUAGGAGCGCGGCCAAAACAACAAAUACAGGAUAUACAGCGAGUUUCCUUUUUUUCAGUGCGCACAUGCAACUAUCUAAAAGCCUGGAACAGUCUAAUUUUGCUUUAACGAUCAUUUUAUGAAUAAGCCUUUUUUACAUUUCGACGGAGUUAUAAGAAGAAGAACAUACACAGACGUCAUAGUGACUUUUGCCGUAACAUGUAUUGUACAAAAUGUUAAGCACGCUGCAUAGAUUUCUUAUGUUUAUGCUCAGUGCUUCAAAUUUGUGAACAAAGCCAUAUGAAAUUUUCUUGAGUUAAAAGGUUACCUUAGUAACAGUUAAACCUAUCGAAAAAUCCCUCACUUAUUUUAUUUACACACGCUUCAGCUUAUAACUACGGCAACCUUUACUUGUGUCACGGCGUUUCACCGUAAACUUAGUAUAUCCUGAUUUUUCGAUUUUAGCAGGGGCACCCAACGACAAUUUUCGGAAAAUAUCUGUUCGGAAGACGAUUUGAUAUCUAGAAUUUUCGGAACAUUUGUUGAAAAAUUUCUUGCUUGCCUGCCUCUCCUAGCAUUUUCGAACAUCUAAAAAAUGGUAUAAUUGCCUAUUUUUAACGGAUUUUUACCCUAAAAAGGUCACCUAGAAUUUUCGGGAGCCUUUUUUCUGGCUGGAAUUUUCGAACAGGUAAGUUUUGAUCCCUAUCGGAUCAUUAGACUUUCAGCUAGGAAAUCCGAACAGAUGAAAAAUUUUUAGGGGAUAAAAAUAUGCCUAUAUCUACCGUUUAAAUACUAAAAUACGUUUAACAAUGCUAUGUUUAAGUGGUUUUGAACUAUAUUCUCGUUGGGUGCCCCUGUUUUAGCGCGAAAUUAUUUUAUCGCACGAGUCCCACAAACUCGUCAGCAAAACCUUAGACCGGAAAAUAACAAUGCAUUGGACAUUCUGUACUAUGUAUAUCAUGGAAGAAACAAAUAGAAAAAGUAAGGAAUUAUUCAUAAAAGACUUGCAAAUACUGAAAACUCCUCUUGGGGCACCCGUAGCCAAAGUUUAAUAUUUACUUUUAAAAUUUUUUGUUAAUUAUUGCCUGCGACGGUUGACUUUCCUUUUAAGACCAUGCGUUUUGCUUUCUAUGCCGCCUGGUUGGUCGGGCAAACACUGAAAAAAUUAAAAAGCAAUGAAAUAAUUAUGCGCAGGAGCCCGGAUAACAAGUAUUUGGCAUGUUUUCCAACUAAUUCAUUUUUUAUUGGCCCUGGACAAAAAUCAGCUUGGGAAUUUAUUUUACAGGUCAAAUUUGAUUUCAGGUUAAUUUUGAUUUAACCUAGGUUGAUUCUAAAUUUUCUUUGUUUCCUAGCCCUAAUUAUUCAUGAAUUAGAGAUAGGAAACAAAAGAAAUUGAGAAUCAACCUAGGUUAAAAAAAUUUAACCUGAAAUCAAAUUUGACUUGUAACAUAUACUUGGAAUCCGUGCAUACACUUAUGAAUGGCAAUUAAGAAAUUAAAGUUCAUACACCAUUUUCGACAUAUUAAAAUUCCUCCUUGGCUCCGAGGCUUGAGGGGAAUAAAACAAAAGAAAACACCUUGGGGCUGAGCAAUGAAUAAUGCAUUUCUUUUGUCUUAUAGAGUACUUAAGUGUGACAUCAUAAAAAUAAAAUUUCUAAAAUUAUGGGAUUUGUCAGGAUAUUCUGAAAGAACAAUGUCCAAGAGGCCUACUUGCAAAAAAUGAGCAUUUCGGGGCAAAUUUUCUCUGAGAUCGUAGCCCAGUUAUGCUUAGAAAACUCCACACAAACCCUUGUGAAUUUUUUUGGGGUCGAGCCUCGUAGCCAAGUAUGAAUUUUUAAAAUAUCGAAAAUGAUCUAUUAUAAUAUUUCUUUCGAUUCCUUUCAGUGAAAUUUCCUAUGUUUUCAUGGACAGAGAAUGUUGUGCAUUGGAUAAGUUCAAAAAGAAAUUCUUUACGAACUAGGCAUAUAAUAUCCUAAUUAAGGAAAAGCAGCAGAGUUUUAUAAAAAUCAAAUUGUCCUUUCAGUCCUUUGUCUUCUUUUAAAAAAUUGGAAUCUGUGAGAUGAUUGAACGAAUUCAGAACCUUUAAUAAUGUAGGUCUGUUAAUGCUUGCGCUAUAUUUUGGCUAAAAUGAUUUCAAAUCCAACCGAAAACCGUUUCCUGCGGAGAACCAGAAUACAUAGAGAAUACAUUGGGGCGCGGAGAGGUCAAAUUUAUUGUUGAGUGUUCAACUCGAAGCGCUCACUAGUGAGACUAAUCACGUCAAAUAGUCAAGACGUUAUCAAAAAGUACACUGUAAAAUGCAUUAUGAAAUUGAAACAAUCUAAAUCUUUCAAAACGGCUUAGUAUAAGGUAAAAGGAAACAGCUAUAAAGAGAUGAGCAAAAUUGUUCAAUAUAUGGGACAUAUGUGUUUUGAUACUAUAUGAGAUCACAUGUAUUCUGGUACGACAUUUCUCAGUGGCCGAAAUCCCAACAACUCACUAUCGUGUAUAUAACUAGUCAUGACAGUUAACACUACAGCUGCCCCCGCUCUGUAUAUUGUCGGUCAAUACCAUUUUUGCUCGUUGUGUAGCUCUUUGAAAUAUACCGAUUCAUAAGGAAGAUUAUCACACAUAUUCCAUACAAUAGGUGAGACAAAUAGAGGAAACGCAAGGUUCUAUGGACAGUUUCAGUUCGAUUUACACAGCUUUGAUCAAAACAUUCUCAGUUUCUAAACCAUAAGAAAAAAAUGAAUUAGAAGUUGAAUUUUUCGCUAUUUCUCUUUCACUUUUUACAUUCAGUUCAUUUUAUUUGCCGGAAAGGAAGCCUUCUAGAAAUUAAAAGGUCGUUUGAUCAAUUCACAUUUGCUCAAGUCAGCACAGAAUUUGAUUGUCGGCGAAUUUCUGUAAUCGUUCAUCGUUCUGCUAAUGAGAAGCUAGCUGUUGUUCUCUCGUCUUGCUUGUUUGGGGCUGAGUCUUAUUCCGGUCAAAGAGAGAGUAAGAGUGUCUGGCAAGGUUUCCAAUGAAAGUUUUGUGAACUCGUGUCUGGCAAACUCUCCAAGUGUUUAUAUAUACACAGUUAUACGCACCUUAUAACUUCUUCUGCGCUUAACAAGUGUCGUUAAAAUUUUGGUCCAUUAACUUUCAGAACUAGUGAAACAACUGCUCCACAGAAUGUCACUGAUAACACGUAACGCAAACGAGUGUCUAAGUGUGACUGCACAAUAAAUGUCACAAAAUCUACCUAAGCGGUCCCUUGGGGAUGUUCUGUCUUUACGUCAUCCUAACCAUUUCGUAUUUGUGGGCGCAAACAAUAGAAACGUCAUCAUUACCUACUGAUUCCUCGCGGCCCCUGUUCAAGCAAAUCGAGAUUUUUUCUAUAUUGACUGUAUUUCUGUAUAUUUCAACUGUAAGUACAUUCCUGCUACUAGAGUGCCUCCUCGGGAUUUCGCCUUCUGCGGGGGCAAUAAAGCCCUUUAUAGCAUAUCAUGUGUGGAUGUCAGUGUGAUAAAGCCUCGAACUGAUAUGAUAUCAAUUUGAUGGCAAUUACUGUGAAAUUCGAGAAAAUGUGACACAUCAUGACCAGAAAUUUUUCUGGAAUGUUAUUGUGUUGCAAGGGAAGAGCCAACCAGGCGUCAAAAAACUAAACCACAAGCAGCAACCGUAAGUAGUUUGAGGUUGGGUGGCUUGCUCGCAUGUCCUGAUCUUCCCUGUGAUUGGUCAUUACGCGAUAAACAGUCUUAAAAUAUUUUAGAUGUUUACGCUUUUUAUGAGUUUGAUAGUUAAAAUAUAGGGUAUCUGUUCACGUUUUGCAUUGUCCAAUAAAGGAACUCGUUAUAAACUGAAAUCAGUUAGACCAUUCAUACUCUCUGGUCGUUUUAUCUUUGUUGCCCAGUGAUUUCGUGAUGAAGAAAUUAAAUUUCUCCGGCUACUUCUUCAAAGCGGGAUGAAACCAAAAACACCAUUAAAAAAAAACAUGUUGACAGUAACAGCCAGUGACUGUUUCUGUGAAUGUCUGUUCGAAGUAGCAAAUCAAUGCCUAGAAAUUUCCAUACCACUACUCAAAGGCCAGUCUGUUCCCUUCACCUAAGAUGGGCGUUUUUCUGUCAACUUUCCCACGAUUUUCGGGAAUCUGGUUUCACAUUCCCCAGAGAUGAUUAUAUUAUUCAGUACGUAAGAAAGGAACUCUUGAAUUUUCGGUUUCAAAACUAGUGACGAAAAAAGGUAUAAAAGCGUCGCAGUUUAAAAAACUAUGAAUCAGGCAUCUAAGAUUAGAUUUUUCUGGAAAUAGAAAAUGAUAAGAAAACCUAGUCAGAAUUCGUUGGGACGUAUGCCGGAAUUUUAUAGCGACGCAAAAAGCCGUCCUUGGGUGCUCCUUUGUUGAAGGCUUUUCUCACACAGGUAUCAAGAGACUACCAAAAUGUUCUGGUUUGUUCAUUAUUAACGACAUAUAUAAUAUAAAUCUUUGGUUUUAUGGCUUUACUACUUUUCUUCCUUUUGAAUCCUGAGGAUAAAUGUUCUGCUUACGUCAAUAACACAAAGUGGCGAGGAAAAAGCUUUCUUUUUAAUUCAAAUAAACGGAUGAGUUCAUCGUUAAUAAUCAGUCAUUUCCUGGAUCACGAAGACUAAACAAGUGCCUUAGUCUUGCUGUACGUUCUACUUUAAUCCUGGUGAUGGGUUUAUCAUAAGACAAGUGAAACUUCCGAACGAGAGCUCGUGAGAACAAUACCGUGAAAGAUGGCUAAAUGGAUUCUUUACCCUGGCAAUAGCACAGUCGGUCUAUCAGUUAUAAAUUAUUAUAAAAGAUAAACAGAUGAUUUGACUUUUUUAAAAAAAGUACAUCGAACUGUUACGUUAUAAGUCAAAAUAGGUGCAUAAUGACACGGCGGAUUUAAAAUCGGGGAAGUUAAUUCCCUGCUAGUUCUAGUCUAGUUGAAAAUAUUCAUUUAAUAUUUGUAUUGAAAUGGAAAACAAGUUGGACUCUGAAUGACCAAUGAGGCAUUGUGGGCUAGCCGAGCUAACAAGGUAUUCGUAAAAAACUCAGCGGGAUAGUAAAACAAAAUAGUGGAUAUCUUCUCAUGACAGAAAUAUUGAUUAUGCAUUGGGUAAGUAAGUAAUCUUAAGGAAAUGACGUAUGCAUUACGUCAUUCCAAGAUUAUUGUUAGAGCUAGUCAGCAUGGUGCCUCAAGUCUAAGUAAGGCGUGAGCUAAAGCAACAAUGGAUAAUUGUUCGAAAUUUUUAACGAGAAAUCACCAAAAGCAAUGAAGCACUUGUGGAAACACAUUCGGUAAAGAAUAAAAAAACUGACGUAAUUGCUCAAGAAUAUUAUUUGAGACACUGAGAUAUAAACUGAACUGCAUUGUAACAAGGUAAUAAAAUUUCAAGAACUACGUCAAUUUUCAACACUCGAAGAGAAAUUUCGUAUCUCCGCGCGGCCAUGUAAUAUCCUCUAUAUCUCCCCAAUUCAAAUUUCUCAUUUUGCGGCCGACUUUUAAAUUAGCCCAUGGCGCCAAAUUAAAUUAAAGCAAAGGACAUGUGCGUACUCACUAAACACUGUUCGAUCCUUAUGUUUAUGAAUGCUUGUGACGUUAUUAAACAAAACCGUAAUUGAGAGAAGUUUUUGACGCCCGCACGUGGGUGAAGUGUUUUAAAAUCCGGUAUUGAAACUUCAACAACCGCACUGACCAAACAAACAUUUACUAACUGGGUUCCUCGGGGGACGACAUGAGCGCACCCGCGAAUCACAACUUUAAGGUAUUUGAAUACUCAUUGUCUAGUUUUGGCUCCUAAGAAACCUAAGAUAAAUUAGUUAAACUGGUGAUUUACAAAUAUUCAUAUUAUAAUGCUAACAUGGGGUUUUUAUGAGAUACAUAUCUUUUUUGUUCUUUUUCGAUUAAAAGUACAACUUAACACAAUGCAAGAUCUCAAAGAAAAAAAGGGUGAUAUCAGAUGAAGCUUUGGAGAGCAACGUUGUCCAGGAAAGUUCUAUGCAUUCACAUGAAAAUAGGCAGAGCGACGUAGUCACAGUUGCUGACUGUAGCAAACACCGAGUACAUAGUGACUGUCAAGAUGCUUUCAAAUUUAAAAUAUUUCAUCGAAUAAAUCUCAAUUUCUGACUUUCUUUUCCCGGACCACUUACAGGAAAUAAUUUUCUCCCCAAAAAUUUGUUUUUCAAAAAAAUUUGUUUUCAUAGUGAUUCUUAGGAAAAGAAAUUACAGAAAAUAACCACGAUAAGGAGGAUAUUAAAUCAGAUAAAUUUUUUUGUGAUGUUUUGUUCCAAAACUGCCAAAUCUGGCAUCUUAUUUCCCAAAGUUAAAGAGGUUACUAUAACCACGGUUGGGCAUUAAGAUACAUUUUUUUUUGCUAAGUGCGUGUUUUCGUGUGCAUUAAGAUACAUUUUUUGCUAAGUGCAUGUUUUCAAAGCUGGCAAUCUAAAACUUGCAAUUUAAGUUCGCAAUUUUUAAUAUGAGAAAGCUCUCUAAAAGCUCUCUAAAGAUCUUCGUGCUCUUAUACUCUUCACUUCAACUGAAAAUCUGACAGCUAAAAUUAAGAUUUUUGUGAAGAAAGAGGAAUAAAAAAAAUAGAAAGUGAAAAAGAAAAUUCAAAAUAAUUAGAAAGUGCCGGACGCGGGCGAGUGAAGUACCAGUCAUUAUCCACACUGGCUCCGCAGGCUGAUACAAUGUUUUCGAAGGUUGCUUUUUUUUUAAAUUAGAGCAAUUCUAUCGUGAAGGCGUGCGUAAUCUAUUAAAGCAGUAUAGAUGCUUGAGGUUUCGUUUGUUCUAAUCCGCGAUAAAACAAGAAAAAUAUAACACUUUCUUAUCUAACUGAGAAUUAAAUAUAAAAUGAAACAUACAUGUAAUUCAAAAAGCUUAAAUAAAAAGUGCACAUGAAAUAAAAAAAACAUCAAAGUUUAUUUAAGUUUUAAAAUUUACAUGAAAAUUCACAGAAAUUUAUCGACUGAACAGAUAGACUGUUAAAAUUAAGUUUACUAAAUAAUGGAUCCAGUUUCAUUUUUGGGAGUAAAAACCGUUUUGUAAUUUUCCUUAACAUAAAAAAAAAGAGAUUUAGAAACCUCGUGGACCCGAGAAAGGAAACGUUUGUCUGUUUGUUUCUUUACUUGUAAGUGCUCAUUUCCUUGGAGAAACGAAAUUUGCGGAUGUAGAUUACAGCAAAAAAUAAACAGCUGCAGCAAUUGUAAAAAUACCACGUGGGUUAGAGCAGAAAAUAAGACUCAUAUCUCAUUUGUCAAUGAGCUAAACACCGUCUAAAUUUUCGAUAAACUAUUAAACAAAAGCAGGAAUUUUAAUAGGUCAUAUACAUGUAUGAAUAAGUUAAGCCAUAUUGAGACGGCAGCUGUAAAUACAGUCUUGGCGAUUUAAUAAAUCUUGCACGUACAAGGUCAGUAUUUGCAUUCGUUUCUAGGAAACCUUUUAACUUACAUGUAGAAUUUCAUUUAUUUGUUUAGUCUCUGAAAACGUGCAGUUUGUCCCCGUUUAAUCAUCGUAAAGGUUCGUUGUCCUCCUUAUAAAAGUACGACGAAAUUCCCUGUUUUGAUAUUGAUAUCCAGGUUAUUAGACGUCUAUCACCUUGAUUGAAAGGAAAUUCAUUGAUAUCAAAAUGGUUAGGAGAAUGACGCUGCAAAAUGACGCACGUUUUCUGCUCCGUGUUGGUUCAAAGGCCGGUAAUUGUGACACUAAUCUUUAGACAGUACAACAAGCGUCAAUUAAUCCAAAGAGAAAUUUCUUAUUCAUAUUCAUUUUUAAACUUUUAUUUACAUUCAAAAUCAAUUUCAAAUUUAAUCGUCCACCGAAAGACAAUCUCCCGUCAUUACUCACUGGAACAAAUUGUUUUGCCUCAUUGUUCAGUGCAAGCCUUCUUUUUUCUUGUUAGUAUGAAAAUGAAAAUUUCUUUCUUUCUUUUUUUGUCACUUAUUAACACUUUUGCACUGUUUUUCUCCCAUAGAUUGCAGAAAAUUUGACAAACAUUUCUGCGGAUAUUAUUUCAAGGUUGAAUGACACAAGUAUGCAAGAACCCCUCUGGUAUACUGUACUGGCCUGGCUUUUCACUAUUUUAGGUUUUGUUGGUAACAGCUUCGUUAUCUUGUUAAUUUCUUCGAAGAAAAAACUCAUUCGCCGAAAAACAAACUGGUUUCUUCUUUCACUGUGUUUUGCUGAUCUUGGAGUCAGUCUAAGCAUGUAUCCUGCCAUGACUCUUUGCCACCCAAGCAAGCAUUGUCGUUUUGUUUUGCUCGCGAGCUUUCAGUGGGCUUUCCUGUACUCUUCGGUGAUAAACCUGUGUUUGCUAACAGUGGACCGAUACAUUGCAAUAGUGAAACCGUUCAUGUAUGUGCUGUUAAUGUCGACUUUUCGUGCCGUGGCCUUCAUUUGUGCUGCCUGGCUUAUUCCUUUCACACUCAGUUUCCUUCCCUUUACGUUCUUGUACAGCCAACAGGGAAUCACUGCAAUGAAGGGCUACUCUUACCUCAUGAUUGUGGGGUUUGAAUUUAUUCCCACGCUCACUCUGCUCUUGGUGACAUCUCAUCUUAUCUUCAUCGCCAGAAAACACGCUCGCGAGACGGCGUCGGUGAUGGCUCAGUUACGGUACAAUCAACCAAUGACGGAGAGCAAUAACGUCGCAACCUUGCGGCAUGACAACAGAAGACGAUCUUCAGUAAUUUUCAUCGUGUCGAUUGUGGUCUUCUUCAUCUUUUGCUAUUCGGCAACGAUCGCUCGAACCUGCUGUGAUAUCUUUACCCUUUGUAGCUAUACGCCUGCAUUUUACAGGGCGAGCCAGCUACUCCAGAUUGCAAACUCCGCAUUCAAUCCGCUCGCGUACGGAUUUCUGAAACUUGACAUCAAAGCAGAAGUCAAAAAACUCCUUCGUAUUGCCACUGACGAUGACCGGUCGUCCAUGCAGUUGGAACAGAGAUAAGCCACAUCUCUGGCACUAAGUGAGAAGAUAGCACAAAAAAGCGAGCUCUGCUUGGCUAGUUCAGGAUGUCACACCAGGUUGUGCCUCAAAACUGAAAGAGUGGUCUUUUUUCAUCAUAUUUGUUUUGUAGAAAAUCUCAAAGCAAAAUACAACCAAAUGUAAUAAGUCUGGAAUUAAAAAAAAAGAUGACUUAAACAUCCCCUGAGCCUAGAAACGCCUUCACAGAGCCUCGAGAGGUGGGCGUCAGUGCUCUUCCUAAAAUAAAACUAUAAUUACGGGGAUUUAGAUGCCAACAAAAAGGGAUCCCUUUUUCAGGCUUCAGGCAGUUUUAAGGGAAGGGAUUUCGGGAUUUAAAGUACAUGAAAUGGUAGGCAAAUCUUUCACUUCUAUUUCUCAAAGGGUGUUAUGUCUGAGUCUGUUUAAGAUUUAUUUAUUAGACCAGCCACCCAAGCAGUGGAAUGCAGUGUUACUUACUAUGUAUAUAUGUAUAAGAAAAGGGGUACCAUUUUUCAUGGGAGGCUAUACGAAAGGAAUACCUGUUCGUUUAAAAAAGAUAUGGUAAAAGGGGGUCAUUGGGCCUCUGGGCGGGGCCUCUCCGAGUAAAUAGGGAGCUUUAGCAUCGACGACUUUAACUGCAGCGAAAACGUCAGUUUUAAAACGAGUUCCCGUUUUUUCAAUCUUUGUCGUAUUUAUUCCAAUUUGCUGAAAAUGGCAAGUGUAGGCGAAUUUCCCUAGAGUUGAUUUCUUUAGGACCGCACUCACGUUUAGAGAGAGAAAAAGAGAUUCGUCGUCCCUUGUUUACGUCCUCCAUAAAACAUGCAAUUAGGCAUUUUCACGUCGUAGUCGUGCAAGGACGGUAAAGAAAUGUACAAAAAAGCGUGAUGCACGUGCAAAGUUGUUGUUUUGCGUAAUAAACCUAUUGCUUUUUUGACGUCCUCUUUGCCGUCGCCGUCGUCGUUGCUAAAGCUCCCUAUUCUUUGUCGAGUACCCACCACCAAGGCCGGGAGAUGGGGUACAUCUUACAUUCCCAAGGUACCACUUCUUGAAUCAAACCCAGUUGCAUAGGGAGCCGGAGUGUCUGAGUUAAGCCCAAAACGAAAAAAUAAGGAAAAUAAGGUAAAGCUUAUUUCAUGGUCAAUAUAAUAAUAUAUUUAUAAUAAUUUAUAAUAAUUCAAAAUGCAUCAGUAAUAAAAGCAUGAUACGUCCAAAGU